UAAUGAAAAUGGGCUUGCCCGAAUUUUCCCAAAAAAAAAAAAUCUUUCAGAAAUCGGUUUCCGGGCUUUGCAGAUUUGAUCCUUCGAAGUGCGAAACUGUUUGGUGAGGCGAGAGCUCAUCGAUCUACCGAUCCUCUUCUACAUGGGCGGUGACGGGAAACUCCUGCGACUUCUAUGCUCUAAGAAGACCCUGCUCUACCCGAGGGAACAGGGUCUUCGGUGGCUGAUCGGAUCUCCUCUCUUCCUCCCAUCAUUCAACGUUGUUUCCUCCUUCCGAUGUCUCCACUACCUACCUAGCGAUCCCUGCUCCCCGAACUUUACUAAAGAAGCAGAUGAUAUCCGGACAUUACUCAUCCGAGGGUUUGAUAUAGUUGGAGCGCUAUUGAUUAACAAUGGAGACAUGGAGUUUAAUGCUAGAAAGGCAGCAGAAGCUUCCUGUAAGAUGAGGAGUUAUCUUUCAGUAAAUGCUGAACAUCAUGACAUAAUUGGAGCAGCUGCUGAUUUAAAUAGUGACUCGAUCCAGUUUUUUAAGUAUGAAAUGGGAAAUUUUAAAAAUGUUGAAUCAUUCAGUACCAUUUCAUAUGAAACCGAUCCUGAGAAGCUAGUGUGGGAGAAAGGCUGUCUUACUAGGUGUGAGUUGGCGUUAAAAUUUCCCAUUUAUUCUCCUGGAAAUAUAGCAUCAGAUAUGGAAGACAUGUUUUCUUCUUUGAUCGAUCUUACUGUUGCUGAUCUUAAAGAUCCUUGUGCUGCAUUCCUCGUUGAAGGGCCUAGUGUAACUUCUAAUGAAACAUCUGCUUCCAUUGUUUUGCAUGGUUUUGAACUGGAUUUCAGCAGAUCUAUAUCUGAAAAUGUGUGGUUAACGAGCAAUCAUAUGGAGUCGGAUGCAAAGGAUUUAGCUUGUUCACAGUUUUUCUCAAAUAAUAAGUCCCUUUCAUUUUCUUCAUUACGAGAGAAUGCAGAUGUCAUCUGGAUAACGAUGCUGUCUAAUCGGUCUAGGAAUGUUUCUAAAUCUGUAGCUCCUGUGGCGGAGUACUUCCCGGAACCAGCAAGUUGUGUAUAUUCUAAUUUGAAGCUAGAUGUGCUUUGUUAUUCUUCAAAAGAAUGUCCCAUUGCUUCACUUAUCUCCAAAUUGGUUGUGCCAGGGUUGAUUGACCAGUUAUUAACAAUGAAGAAUCUUAUCUCACCAAGUCUUUCAGCGAGCCAUCCUCAGCUAAAGCCUUAUCACUUCCUGCCCCUGGGCAUUUUACAUCCUAUAACGGCUAUAUAUGAACUAAGAUAUGGAGAAAAUGAAGUGGGGCAAAGUGAAAUUAGGAGGUCUUUGCAUUCACGACUUGGAUUACCGUUGGAUCGCCCACUCUUGCGUAUUGCUAGUGCGCUAAUGUUUGGCACAAAAGCCAACAACAUAAUAAGAAACGAUUAUCCAUAUCUUAAAAAUGUACAUACCCAGAUACCAAUGAGCGGUGUUUCUGAAGGUAUUGUUUCCUUGGUUGAUGGGUCUUACGAGUACUAUCAUUAUCUGCUCGAUGGUAUAGAUGACAAUGGAUGGGGAUGUGCAUACCGUUCUCUACAAACUAUCAUAUCUUGGUUUAGGCUUCAACGUUACGCAUCAAUAGAAGUUCCUUCCCACAGGGAAAUUCAGCAGGCUCUUGUUGACAUUGGUGAUAAGGAGCCCUCUUUUGUAGGAUCACGUGAAUGGAUUGGAGCAAUUGAGUUAGGCUUUGUCUUGGAUAAACUUCUUGGGGUUAGUUGCAAGAUCAUGAAUUUGAGGUCAGGAGCAGAGCUUCCAGAGAAAUGCAGAGAGCUUGCCAAACAUUUUGAAUCACAAGGAACUCCUGUAAUGAUAGGUGGAGGUGUCCUUGCUUAUACACUGUUGGGAGUUGACUACAAUGAAACGAGCGGGGAUUGUGCCUUUCUUAUCCUAGACCCACACUACACAGGAAAUGAUGACCUAAAGAAAAUUGUAAAUGGCGGUUGGUGUGGGUGGAAGAAGCCUGUUGAUAGCAAGGGGAGGAGUUUCUUCUUGAAAGAUAAGUUCUACAAUCUUUUGCUCCCCCAGAGGCCUAACAUGGUUUAAAGCAUUAAAAAUUGGAGCACGCUAAACAUUGCAAGGAAGAAGGUACUUCUACUUUGAAAGAUCAUUUGAAGCAGUUCGGGCGUGGCAAGGCACUGGCUUAAAAGAUGGUUGAAGAUUGAAAGGCCCAAUUCAUAUGGCGCAAAUGUAGAUCUUGACGAGAUUCCAGUGCAUUUCUGGAUGAUUAACAUAAAUCAAAUUAUUUUAUUGUUAAGAUCAUAGGAGCAUAAUGUAUUUUUGACUUAGCAAUUUUAUACUAUAUUGCAAAUUAACAAUGGUUCAGGUAAAACCUUCAGUUCAUGCAAGGAAGGCAGAAAUGGACAAUUUUCUGCCUGGCUCGUGAUUGAACUGAACUCGUACAAAAAUGGCGAAAUUUGCUGCUAAGCUUGCUUUGUUUCUCCUCGUAAUUAGUUUUUUGAAAUGGAAUUGUGGUUUUUUUUGAAAGCUUGUUUAAAUAUUCUCAAUUUGCAUGUACAUUUUCUUAUGACCUUAUAAGCAUAUGGAUACAUUUAUUAAGCUUUUCGUUA
Molecule: messenger RNA, 2598 nt
Organism: Dendrobium catenatum
Lineage: Eukaryota; Viridiplantae; Streptophyta; Magnoliopsida; Asparagales; Orchidaceae
Product: probable Ufm1-specific protease
Exons: 14
Coding region: 143-2074 (643 amino acids)
Source: RefSeq, a predicted model, not a curated record